GAAAUGCAAAUUGAAUUAAGUAGUAAAUAUGAAAGGAUUUUAAUAUAUAAAUUACAUACAUUAAUUGAAAUAAAAAAUAUGAAAUAUUUAUUAUAUAUAUCAACUUUAAUCAUAUUAGGAUAGUCAUUAGCAACAUAGCUUUCAUAGAAGCCAACCUGCUUUUUGGUAAAUUCUCCUGAAGAGAAUUCAAAUUUAACAGUAAAUUACAUAGUUUCAGGUUUGGAUGAAAAUUAAACAGAUGCUUUUAUAAGGAAAAAAGAUGGGGAAAUAUUAGUAAAAGUUCAAAAUACAAAGGAUGGAAGGAUUAGAGAAACUUUAAAAGACAAAGAUAAUUAUUAUAUUUGUUUUUAAAGUCGAGAUAAGAGUUAUAAAAUGGUGAGCUUUGACUUUGAUAUUGAAGGAGUUGAUAAAGAAUAUGCAUAAUCCGAAUAGUUUGAACAUAUGUCAAAAGAAUUACAAAAAACAUAAAAAAAUUUUUAAAGCAUAUAUAGAAAUUAACAUUGGAUAUCGGACAGAGAGAAUGCACAUGCAAUAAUAUUGGAUUAAACAGAGAAAUCAGUUUAAUGGUGUGCUAUUAUAAAGGUUGGAGUAUUAAUUGCUAUAAGUUUAUCAUAAAUCUAUAUUGUUUAUAAUUAUUUCAAAGACAAAGAUCUAAGUGGAUAAGUGUGAGAAAUAUAG
Molecule: messenger RNA, 678 nt
Organism: Paramecium sonneborni
Lineage: Eukaryota; Ciliophora; Oligohymenophorea; Peniculida; Parameciidae
Source: the annotation of a GenBank genome assembly